Lolium rigidum is the source of this 2636-nucleotide messenger RNA. Its product is annotated as serine/threonine-protein kinase CTR1-like. Gene Ontology annotation, biological process: protein phosphorylation. Gene Ontology annotation, molecular function: protein kinase activity; ATP binding. The record is from RefSeq and is a predicted model, not a curated record. NCBI's taxonomy places the organism in Eukaryota, Viridiplantae, Streptophyta, Magnoliopsida, Poales, Poaceae. The transcript has 15 exons. The coding region runs from base 10 to 2334 and encodes 774 amino acids.
CCCGCGCCGAUGCCGAUGAUGGGCGGCGGGAGGCGCGCCGCCGCUCCCAAUUACUCCCUACUCGCCACCUCCCCUCCCACGAGCAUCAGCAACGACGCCUGCUCGCCGCACUACCCUCCACCGCCUUCAGACGACGACGGCGCCGCCUCCUCGUUCGAACCCCCGCCGCCACCUCAGCGCCACAGCCCGCAGCUUGGCGUGGCGGAUUGGCUGCGGCUGCAGCGGCAGUCCAGCGGGAGCAGCGUGGGCGGCGACGACGCGGACGGGUUCUCCUCCGUCUCCACCACCGUCGCCAAUGCGGACCACAAGGGCAGCAACGCAGGCGCAGCGGAUCGGCCGCCGGACAGCAGCAGCGGCGGCAAGAGCUGGGCGCAGCAGGCGGAGGAGGCCUACCAGCUCCAGCUCGCCCUCGCGCUCCGCCUCUGCUCCGACGCCGCCGCCGCCGCCGACCCCAACUUCCUCGACUCCUCCUCCGCCCCUGAGCACCACCACCACAACACCUCCACCUCGCCACAGUCCCUCUCCCACCGCUUCUGGGUCAAUGGCUGCUUGUCCUACUCCGACAAGCUCUCAGACGGCUUCUACCUCAUCCAGGGGAUGGAUCCCUUCAUAUGGACGCUCUGCACCGACGUGCAGGACGGUGGACGCAUCCCGUCCAUCGACUCCCUCAGGGCUCUCAACCCCACCGAAUCGUCCCUUGAGGUGGUCAUCGUAGACAAGGUGGCCGACUACGACCUGAGGCAGCACAUAAGCACCGCGAUUGACGUUUCUCGGACCUGUGUGGACUCCAAGGAAAUUACCGCUCGCCUCGCCGGCAUUGUGUCGGUGAAGAUGGGGGGUUCAGUAACAUCUACUGAAGAACACGAGUUGGUUCCCCGGUGGACAGACUGCGCUGGGUUCCUCAAGAUUACCUCAGCUUCUGUCGUGCUUCCAAUUGGAAAGUUAUCAGUUGGCCUAUGCUGCCACCGAACCUUGCUCUUCAAGGCCAUAGCAGAUUCUAUCAAUCUUCCAUGUAGAAUUGUAAGGGGAUGCAAAUAUUGCAAAGCUGUUGGUGCCGCCUCUUGCUUGGUACGCUUUAGCACCGACAGGGAAUAUCUAGUUGAUUUGAUAGGGAACCCAGGCCUGUUGUCUGAACCUGACUCCCUCUUGAAUGGCCUCUCAUCUAUGUCCAUUUCUUCACCACUGCGGCCACCAAAACACAACUCAGUUGAUGUUGUUCAUAACUUCAAGUCAUUGGCCAAGCAAUAUUUCCUUGAUUGCAAAUCGCUAAAUCUAAUGUUCAAUGAUCCAGCAGCAGCUAUUGACUUAGAUGCGGGCAUGGGAUCAAAUCGUGGUCCAAACUCAUCACAUGCGACAAAUAGUGAUUUGCAAACUACCUUGUCCCAUAUUAAGGGCGAUGCUGGUAGAGAUGGAAAUUUUAUAAGGCAAAGAAGUUUCCCUGAAGAUAUUCUGUCUGGACAAAGAGACCCCUUCAGCGAUGUAUCUCUCAGCAUAGAAGACUUGAUUAUUCCAUGGAGCGAACUUGCUGUGAGAGAGAAAAUCGGUGCUGGUUCUUUUGGAACUGUGCACCGUGCUGAUUGGAAUGGCUCGGAUGUUGCUGUUAAGAUUCUAAUGGAUCAGGAUCUCCACCCAGAGCGUCUCAAAGAGUUUCUAAGAGAGGUUGCAAUCAUGAAAAGUCUGCGACAUCCAAACAUUGUUCUUCUUAUGGGUGCUGUUACUCAGCCACCUAACCUUUCAAUUGUGACCGAAUAUCUAUCAAGAGGUAGCCUAUACAGACUUCUACACAGGCAUGGCGCAAGGGAAAAUCUAGAUGAGAGACGGUGCUUGAGUAUGGCUUUUGAUGUGGCAAAGGGGAUGAAUUAUCUUCAUAAGCGCAAUCCUCCAAUAGUCCAUCGAGAUCUGAAGUCACCAAACCUGUUGGUUGACAAAAAGUACACAGUGAAAGUUUGUGACUUUGGACUCUCUAGAUUGAAGGCAAACACAUUUUUGUCUUCCAAGACUGCAGCAGGGACUCCUGAGUGGAUGGCACCAGAAGUUCUACGUGAUGAGCCAUCAAAUGAGAAGUCUGAUGUGUACAGCUUCGCUGUCAUCCUAUGGGAGCUCAUGACAUUGCAGAAACCAUGGAGUAAUUUAAAUCCAGCUCAGGUGGUAGCAGCCGUUGGUUUCAGGGGACGAAGGCCUGAGAUUCCAAGUAGUGUUGAUCCAAAAGUGGCAGCUAUAAUUGAAUCCUGCUGGGCCAAAGAACCCUGGAGAAGACCCUCUUUUGCUACUAUCAUGGAGUCCCUGAAACCACUUAUCAAGACGUUACCUCCUCAACUCCAAGAGGAAAAUUAGUUGCCGCCCAUGAGGUCCCUCCUGGUUCCUGGAUAUCCCAAACAUGUGAACAUUUUGAUAACUUACCCAGCAAAAAGUUGACUGUAUAUCUGAUCUAUUGAUUCUAGAGGUACAGCCCUUGUUAGCGCAUAGUUGCAUCUGUAUUGUUAUGUGUGGAAGUCAAUUAAAGUUAUAGUUCUUACAUAGGGCCACAUUUGUCAUUAGUUCCUUCAACAUAUGUAUUCACACUACAAAAAACAAGCAAGCUCUUUGAAUAGAGCCACUUAGUUUGUGCGUAUAUGUAAUCUUCAUUAUUCGGUUCC